Blepharisma stoltei is the source of this 1992-nucleotide messenger RNA. The record is from the annotation of a GenBank genome assembly. Lineage: Eukaryota; Ciliophora; Heterotrichea; Heterotrichida; Blepharismidae.
AUGGGAAUCAAUGCCAUUGUUAUCUUAAGCGUCCUCAGCAUCGCCUUCUCCUUAGAAUGACAGAGAUGCAAAACAGUUUAUUGCGGAGUCAAAAACUCAACAGAUCGCUGUGUAUCGGUCAGUGUUCAAAGGAAAUCUUUCUUUCUUACUUAAUUAUCUGGUGUUUAAGGUGUCUAGUGCCGCAGCCCAAAAGGGCUAUGGCAAAACUGAUGAUGUAGGCGAGCCAUCUUGGCACAGGUCAGCCCCGUCCAAGCCUUCUAUCAACUCCUGCUUCACCGGCCUUGCUGCACGUCUCACCCGGCGCGUUGCCGUCGCCCUUGUCGCUCGACUCAGCUCCUGCGCGUGUUCCGCCUAAGGGUUAUCCUCCCGUGGGGAUGUGCUGAGAGGUAAAAGCCCGAAAUCUUGAGUGGACUGAGGAGUGGUUCCUCUGGUUAUCCCAGAGUUAAACCGCUAUUGCUGUCCAGAAGUCUUCGAGUGAAAACCUAACCCUAUAAAUAAAAUUCCAUGAGGGAGAGAAAAUUAGCAGAGCUAAUUUCUCUCGAACCGAAUGCCAUUUUAUUUUAUGUUCAAAGGAAAUCAGUCGAAAUUAAUGUAUGUGCCGCCGGCUACGAAUGUGCAAGUCUAUCACAAUUUUCCAACACAACAGGGAACUGGGCAAACGUAAGGUGUAAUAGAGCUCUCCUAGGGAAUUCUUCGGAAACUCAUACUCCAAAUCUCACCAUACCCAAUAACUCAGUACCAACAGGCCAAAGAUGUGAAAAUGAUACUCAAUGUAUAAGCAACAACUGUUCACAAAACAUCUGUCAAGGUCUUUCUCAAGGCGCUAACUGUUCAGUCGAUGAUGAAUGUGAGCCAGAUUUCUUCUGUGGAGUCGAAGCUAUUAUUAAUCAAACUAAUACAACCACAACUACCAAUACUUCAAGUUCGAAUUCCUCAAGUGGAAAUGCAUCUAAUGUAACAAGCAGCAAUGGAACUAACGUCACAGUUACAGGAAACAACACGAACGUAACAAUUAAUACUAAUAGUACAGGUACAAACAUUACUAUUAUAAACUCCACAAACGUCACGGUCAAUACCAAUAAUACUUCAUUACCUUCAAAUUCUUCAUUAAGAGGCAGAAGGCUACAAGUAACAACGCCUCCAAAUAUAACAAUAGUAAAUUCCACAAAUGUUACAGUUACAAAUUCAUCGACUAAUUCCUCAAGCAAUACUUCUAGCACCAAUACUUCUACAACUACUACAAGCAAUACUUCUACAACUACUACAAGCAAUACUUCUAGCAGCAAUACAACUAAUGCAACUUCAAAUACAACAAACCAAAGCACACAAAACGUAACGUAUAUCCAAAAAUGUAUGGCAGCUUCACGCGAAAAUGAGUCUUGUAGUAGAGAUCAACAAUGUAUGGCAGGGCUUGGCUGUAAUUUAGGAAACUGCACCAAAUAUUUUUCAUUGCCGCUAGGAGCUAAUGUAUCGAAGGCUGAGUUCUGUUGGUCGAAUUUCAUGAGGAAUGGGACAUGCAGUGGAAUCGAAAUAUAUGUGAAUCGUACAAGGUCUCUUUACCCAUUUUCAUGCAAUAUAAGCAGCAAUUGUUCUUAUCAUCAUUACAAUUCAUCAGAUGUCUUUGCUUCUGAAAGAUGCCAAUGUGAUGGAAUUCAUAACGAAACUGGAUUUUGUCCAAUAAUAGGGUCUGUCAUAGGGUUCUGGGACAUUGUCUAUCCUAAAUUGCAGUAUUCAAGGUCAAACUGUUCUGGACAAGCUGCACACUCAACUAACUUUACCGUAUUGCGCGACUGUGGGUCUAUUUCAGAUGAUGCAUUUAGUUAUUAUGAAGCAAUGGAGCAAGAGGCCAAGUACUGGACUUUAUACCAAUCAGGUGCCAUAAAUGGAUGUUCUAGAGAGCUCGGAUUAUUCGACCCUACCAUGGGAUUAAACUCAUUUAACUCUUCUGGAUAUAUCGUCGCCAUUUCAUUAUUAUUUUUAUUAUUCUUUUAG